GAUCCAACAUUUCCGACAGCAUCCAUUUCUCCCGUGGACGAAGAAGAAGAAGAAGAAGCAAAGUAAAGGAUCGACCAAGAUGUCUGACUACGGCGGUGAGGACGACUUUGGCAAUGAAGUCGGCGGUGGUGAAGGUGAGGUACCCUACUACGAGGACGAGGAGAUUCCAGAGGAGUACGAGCCGGAACCGGCAGAAGGGGAAGAGCAGCUCCAGAACGGCGACGAUGAGGGCGACAACGUGAUCAUCUCGGGCGAUCCCUCUGCCGCGGCCAAGGAGAACGUCAAAUCACACAAGGACAAGAAGAUUCCCAAUGACCAGCGCAUCACCACACCCUACAUGACCAAAUACGAGAAGGCACGCAUCCUGGGCACUCGGGCUCUUCAAAUCAGCAUGAACGCUCCCGUCCUCGUCGAUCUCGAAGGAGAAACCGACCCGCUGCAGAUCGCCAUCAAGGAGCUGCGGGAGAAGAAGAUCCCUCUGAUCGUUCGCCGAUAUAUGCCUGAUGGAUACUACGAGGAUUGGACUUGCGAGGAACUGCUUCAGUGAACGUGAGCCGGCAGACUUACAAACAUACACCAUGAGAGCUUAGUUCUUGUGUGGCCUCACGGCGCGUCACUCUCACGAGAGUCGCAGGAUGCAUUAGCGAUGGCGUUCAGGUUGGAGGAACCAAAAAAAUUUGAAUCGUGGAUUGCUUAGGGGUAGAGGAAACCAUCG
Molecule: messenger RNA, 715 nt
Organism: Cryphonectria parasitica EP155
Lineage: Eukaryota; Fungi; Ascomycota; Sordariomycetes; Diaporthales; Cryphonectriaceae
Product: RNA polymerase Rpb6
Exons: 4
Coding region: 80-547 (155 amino acids)
Biological process (GO): DNA-templated transcription
Cellular component (GO): RNA polymerase III complex; RNA polymerase I complex; nucleus
Molecular function (GO): DNA-directed RNA polymerase activity; DNA binding
Source: RefSeq, a predicted model, not a curated record